Messenger RNA from Pomacea canaliculata, 1457 nucleotides. RefSeq lists its product as uncharacterized. The transcript has 8 exons. Bases 300 to 1298 code for a protein of 332 amino acids. NCBI's taxonomy places the organism in Eukaryota, Metazoa, Mollusca, Gastropoda, Architaenioglossa, Ampullariidae. The record is from RefSeq and is a predicted model, not a curated record.
CUCGCUUAAUUCUGUGACCGGACUAAGAGACAUGACAGAUUUCUGUAACCAGUCAGCCUAUAUCGUCUACAUCACUAUUAAACUUAAUCACGACGAUCAACACCUUUUUCGUUAUCUCAUGACUGGAGUCGGGAGGAUCAUGUAACACCAGGGUGGUGUUUGGUCGGCGGUUGUACGUGGCUGUGUACUGAAUAACAGUAUAGAGGGAUGAAUAGUCAGUCGUUGAAGUAGCCACGUGACUGCCCUGGACUGUGACAGCGUUCGAAUUCGGUGUCGCCGGGAGGGCAGUCGUCUCUCUGAUGUGGGGAAAGGACGAUGGACAGUCAAACGGGACAUUUCAUGAAGAGGGUCGCGUCUCAGACUUGAAGCUGGAAGAAAGUUUGUUUCAUGGGACUGAAAGUGUCCGACUGGUGGAGUGCACGGCGAAUAUUAAGGGGAUGUUGUCAACAAGACUCUGGGACCUCAACAGCAACAAUACUUACGUGUAUUCAAGCCUUUCAAGUGAGGACUGCAUACAUGGCGCCUUGUGGUCAAAAUGUCUAAUUAAGAAAAAAGAACACACGGCUAGUCUCCAGAUUCUGAUAGAAAAUAUCAGCAGUGUUGUAGCUCUCGGCUGCAAACUGACCUACAGUCAUCAGGGGAAUGAUGAAAGUUUGACCCGCUACCUCAAUGUCAGUGUUCCAGAGAGAAUAACUCACACGACUCAAGAGCUUGAGAGAGAAGGAGCAGUGAGUACUACACCCACAGUCGGACGCAGCGACACAGUUGGAUCAUCAAACUUCUUUGACGAAGGUCUUCCAGGCGCACUGACGACCAUCGUCAUGGUUAUCGCCAGUCUCCUUGUCAUCUUCAUCGCCUUGUUUGUCGUCGUGCUGUGCAUCCUCAUCAGAGCCCGAAAACAACAGCAGGCGGGAGCAUCACGUGACUUCGAGCUGAUGUCCUUCCGGCGCAGUUUCGGGGGCGGGUCGUACGACCGUGACCAUCACACUCUCAAACGUCACGUGUCGUGCCCCCCGCCCGCCUGCUCGCCCCCCGACACGCCGGCCAGUGUGUUGGUGAUGCCGUACCAGAGGCCGCUCCCCCUGUCGUCUGAUGGGAUGACGUAUAGAGAGAAUGGAAACCAUGGGAAUAAUUUACUGGGGCAGUACCAGGAGCCCUGGAGUUGCCUGGACAACGACUUUUCCAACCGACUGACCACGUUCCGACCAAACCCUGUCAUGUGUUACUUGCCGGGCUUCGAGGGAACCAUGAUGAGGGGGGAACCACGGGAACUACUGGAGGACAACGCGGGACAAUGACCACACCUCACCUCACAGAACGAUGGUUGACAUUUGGAAAAAAGACCUCGAGACUGUCCACCACAAAUACAACUUUUGCUUUAUUGCCUUGCAGUAGAACACACCUAAACAAUAUUUAAAUAAUUCAUUUAGUGACCAAUACAGACAUUUCUCAAAAGC